Messenger RNA from Heterocephalus glaber (naked mole-rat), 1329 nucleotides. The record is from RefSeq and is a predicted model, not a curated record. Lineage: Eukaryota; Metazoa; Chordata; Mammalia; Rodentia; Bathyergidae.
AUGACUACACAGAGCCCACUGACUCUGUAUGAGCUGACCAAGCAGAGGCUGCUGAACAGUGAGACCACAGCCAGCACUACUCUGCAUGGCCUGCCCUCCAUGAUCUUCCAUGAAAUUUUCAUGGAGGCCUUCAUGAGGGAACACAAUGAGGUCCUAAAAGUGAUGCCACCUGGGAAGGGAUUUCCUGAUGAGAAAGGUGGAUGUGAGGAUGCAGUGAAAUCAGGAGGAACCUGCAUCUGCCUCCUCUCGCAGGAACUAGAAGUUGAAUCAAGCUGCAUAGAAAGGUGGAGACUGCAGGUGCUGGAUUGGAGGGAUGUACACCGGGACUUCUGGACUGUAGGGCCCAGAGCCAUGAGUUCUGCCCAUUCAGAAGAUGCCAGCAAUAAGGAGACAGGCAAGCCUGGGUUGAGGAAGAAGAAGCCGACCUUGAGAAUAUUCACACACCUUUGUUUUCAAGCCUGGAGUUCGUCUUGGGCCACCCAUAAUGAAUUAGAAUUUUGCCUCUUGACUUGGGCCAGGAAGAGAAAAGCUUCAGUACACCUGUGCUGUGAGAAGGUGAUGAUCAAGUCAAAUGAUGUCUCUACAAUUCUGAAGCUCCUUCGUGCUGUGCAACUGGACUCUAUCCAGGAGCUGGACGUGUUCAGUGUAUGGGGUUGGAAAUGCAUGAAAGCAUUUCUUCCUCAGCUCAAGAAGAUGACGAACCUUCGCACAUUUCACUUCAGCAGCCUGAGCCCAGAAGUGUUUACUUUGCCCUUGGAAAAUAAGUGGCUUUCCUGCAUCUAUGCUUUUCACUUAGGAGAGCUGCAAAAUCUCCGGGAGCUUCAUAUACAUGAUGUCCUUUUCCUACAUGGAACUCUGCAUAAGAUUUUCAGGAACCAGACCUCCUUGGAGGCCCUCUCCUUCAGUUCAAGUCCACUGAAGGAAUCUGACCUAAAGCAUCUGGCCCACUGUCCAAGCAUGAGCCAGCUGAAGUCCCUGAGUCUGAGGAAGUUCUCAAUGAAAUCAUUCAACCCAGAGACCCUCCAGGCUCUGCUAGACAAACUGGCCAGCACCCUGGAGACCCUGGUCCUAGAGCACUGUGACAUCACAGACGCCCAGCUGCUUGCUAUCUUGCCUCCCCUGAGCUGCUGCUCCCAGCUCAAGACCUUCAGUUGCUAUGGGAACCACAUAUCCCUGGGCAUCCUUCAGGUCCUGUUGUAUGUGUGUGGGGGACUGAGCCAGUUAACCCAUGGGCUGUAUCCUGCCCCCUUGGAGAGCUAUAAGUCCAAGAUUCCAGCAGAGUUUGUGCACCCUGAGAAAUUUCUCCGAGUCUGUGCUAAAUUGGCACGG